Molecule: messenger RNA, 657 nt
Organism: Jaculus jaculus (lesser Egyptian jerboa)
Lineage: Eukaryota; Metazoa; Chordata; Mammalia; Rodentia; Dipodidae
Gene: Ldlrad1
Product: low density lipoprotein receptor class A domain containing 1
Exons: 6
Coding region: 1-633 (210 amino acids)
Cellular component (GO): plasma membrane
Molecular function (GO): protein binding
Source: RefSeq, a predicted model, not a curated record
AUGGGAGCUGGAGCCACAAAUAAGAUCUUCCCCCAGGAAGAUGUCGAGGACAAUACUAUUGGAAAGCAAGCUUGCACCGGAAGGCAAGGCUGCAGCCCGCUCUGCUGCUCACGUCGAGGGGCCUGGAUCUCGGCCUUCUUCCUGCUCCUCCUACUGCUUAUGCUGGCUGCCCUGCUUGCCCUGGCCACCAUCCUCGGACGUCCAUCCCGUGUGCCAGGGUCCCAGGCCUGUGUGACGUGGACCAACAGGACAGGGUUCUUGUGCCAUGACCAGAAGAGCUGCAUCCCUGCCCAUGGGGUGUGUGACAACAUACGCACCUGUCCCCAAGGGGAGGACGAAGAUGAAAGCUUGUGCCGAGACGUGCCCAGGAGCCUACCCAGCUUCCUUGUGUCCCACUGUGGAGACCCGAAGUUCUGGAUCUACUCAGAUCAGAAGUGUGACGGCACCAAUAACUGUGGGGACUGCUCGGACGAGCUGAGCCCAGUGACCGCAUGCCCACCCUGUGGGCCCAGCUGGUGGCCCUGCCUUCCGACUGUCUUCAGGUACUGUGGCUGCGUUCCAAGGACUCUGUGCAGGGACCACGUUCAGCACUGUUCUGACUGGUCAGAUGAGUACUCGUGUCCUGGACCCUGAGUGGGACCGUGGGAGAGGCUGGUG